Molecule: messenger RNA, 5184 nt
Organism: Syngnathus acus (greater pipefish)
Lineage: Eukaryota; Metazoa; Chordata; Actinopteri; Syngnathiformes; Syngnathidae
Gene: atp2a3
Product: ATPase sarcoplasmic/endoplasmic reticulum Ca2+ transporting 3
Biological process (GO): intracellular calcium ion homeostasis; calcium ion transmembrane transport
Cellular component (GO): membrane
Molecular function (GO): P-type calcium transporter activity; ATP binding; ATP hydrolysis activity
Source: RefSeq, a predicted model, not a curated record
GACGGGCGGUGCACGUCAACCAGCCGGCGUAGCACACCUUCACUUGCAGAUGAGGUCCACUUCAGGCGAUCAUUUGAAGCAGAGUGCGUCACGACGAUCAGGAUUGCCGCUUCUUCCUCAGGUGGGCCAAGUUGAUCUACAAGGAGACGCUUCUGCGGAAAUCCUUCCAGCAGCAGCACCUCGCUCGUCCUCCUUCACCACCACACAAGCGCCUGAGUAGAUGUUCAAGUCCAUGCAUCUCCUCAUCUAAGCGCUAAAUUGUGUCCGCCGAGAUGGAAAACGCGCACACGAAACCAGCGAGUGAAGUUUUAGACUUUUUCGGCGUGAAUGAAAACACCGGAUUGACUCAGGAGCAAGUUAAGCAAUUGGAGAAAUAUGGGCCGAACGAGCUCCCUGCUGAAGAAGGAAAGUCCCUGUGGGAACUGGUGAUGGAGCAAUUUGAAAACCUUCUGGUCAGGAUCCUGCUUCUCGCCGCCUGCGUCUCCUUUGUGUUGGCUUUGUUUGAAGAGGGAGAGGAGUCAGCCACCGCCUUUGUCGAACCUGUUGUCAUCCUCCUCAUCCUCAUCGCUAACGCCGUCAUUGGUGUCUGGCAGGAACGAAACGCCGAGAAUGCCAUCGAGGCGCUUAAGGAGUACGAACCCGAGAUGGGCAAAGUGUACCGCAUGAACCGGAAGGCGGUGCAGAGAAUCAAAGCCAGGGACAUCGUUCCGGGUGACAUCGUGGAGGUGGCGGUUGGUGACAAAGUUCCAGCCGACAUCAGAUUGACCUCCAUCACGUCCACCACGUUGAGAGUGGAUCAAUCCAUCCUCACAGGGGAGUCUGUGUCCAUCAUCAAACACACUGACCCGGUUCCUGACCCGAGAGCUGUCAAUCAAGACAAGAAGAACAUGUUGUUUUCGGGCACCAACAUCGCUGCCGGUCGGGCCAUAGGUGUCGUCGUGGCGACCGGCGUCGCCACGGAAAUCGGCAAAAUCCGCAAUCAGAUGGCGUCGACCGAACAGGACAAGACGCCGCUGCAGCAGAAGUUGGAUGAAUUUGGCGAGCAGCUCUCGAAGGUCAUCUCACUCAUCUGCGUGGCUGUGUGGGUGAUCAAUAUCGGCCACUUCGGGGACCCGGUCCACGGCGGCUCCUGGAUGCGGGGAGCUAUCUAUUACUUUAAGAUAGCCGUGGCUUUGGCCGUGGCCGCCAUCCCCGAAGGCCUGCCUGCCGUCAUCACCACCUGCCUGGCCCUCGGGACCCGCCGCAUGGCCAAGAAGAACGCCAUUGUGAGGAGUCUGCCCUCGGUGGAGACCCUGGGCUGCACCUCCGUUAUCUGCUCGGACAAGACGGGGACCCUCACCACCAAUCAAAUGUCUGUCUGUAGAAUGUUUGUGGUGGACAAAUUGCAGAAUUCAAGCUGCACCUUGCACGAGUUCUCGAUAACAGGAUCCACAUAUGCACCUGAAGGUCAAAUACUGAAAGGAGAGCGGGCAGUCCAGUGUGGAGACUAUGAUGGACUCUUGGAGUUGGCCACCGUGUGUUCCAUGUGCAAUGACUCCUCAUUGGACUACAAUGAGGCCAAAGGAGUGUACGAGAAAGUGGGGGAAGCCACAGAGACUGCUCUUACCACCUUGGUGGAGAAAAUGAACGUCUUCAAAACGGACCUUUCCGGACUCAGCAAGGUGGAACGUGCUGGGGCCUGCAACUCGGUGAUCAGGCAACUGAUGAAGAAGGACUUCACAUUGGAGUUCUCUCGAGACCGAAAGUCCAUGUCAGUUUACUGCACGCCAGUCAAGCCGGGUUCUCAGAGCAAGAUGUUCGUCAAGGGCGCCCCGGAAAGCGUCAUUGAUCGAUGUCAGUACAUGCGGCUGGGAACUGGCAAGGUGGCGCUGACACCGGACUUGCGUGACCAGCUCAUGUCCAAGGUCCGGGACUGGGGAUCGGGGAGGGACACCCUACGCUGUCUGGCUCUGGCCACCCGUGAUGUUCCACCACGCAAAGAGGACAUGGACUUGGAGAAUUCCAGCAAGUUUGUGGACUAUGAGUUGAGCCUCACGUUCAUCGGCUGUGUGGGCAUGCUGGACCCCCCGAGGAACGAAGUCAUAGGCUCCAUCAAACUCUGCAACGAGGCAGGUAUUCGUGUGAUCAUGAUCACGGGGGACAACAAGGGCACAGCGGUGGCCAUCUGCAGGCGCAUCGGCAUCUUCGGCGAGAACGAAGAGGUGACGGGAAAGGCCUACACCGGCCGCGAGUUUGAUGAUCUAUCGCCGGAAGCCCAGAAAGAGGCUGUGAAACGGGCACGAUGUUUCGCACGCGUGGAGCCGGCUCACAAGUCCAAAAUUGUCGCAUACCUGCAGUCCUUUGAGGAGAUCACUGCCAUGACUGGAGAUGGUGUGAAUGACGCUCCCGCCCUGAAGAAAGCAGAAAUUGGCAUCGCAAUGGGCUCGGGCACAGCCGUGGCCAAAUCGGCCUCGGAGAUGGUACUUUCUGACGAUAACUUCUCCACCAUCGUGUCUGCCGUGGAGGAGGGCAGAGCCAUCUACAACAACAUGAAGCAGUUCAUCCGAUACCUUAUCUCCUCCAACGUGGGCGAAGUCGUAUGCAUCUUCCUGACAGCCAUUCUGGGUCUCCCCGAGGCUCUGAUACCAGUCCAGUUGUUGUGGGUCAAUCUGGUGACUGAUGGUCUGCCCGCCACCGCCUUGGGUUUCAACCCUCCCGACCUGGACAUCAUGAACAAACCUCCUCGUAAUGCCAAAGAACCUCUCAUCUCAAGAUGGCUUUUCUUCCGCUACUUGGCCAUUGGAGGCUACGUAGGUUUCGGGACAGUGAGCGCCGCCACGUGGUGGUACCUAUUUGAUGAAGAAGGGCCACAAGUGACUUUUUAUCAGCUGCGACACUUCAUGCAGUGCACCGAGGACAACCCCGUGUUUCACGGAAUCGAUUGUGAGGUCUUUGAAUCCCGCUACCCCACCACCAUGGCGCUGUCCGUGCUGGUUACCAUCGAGAUGUUCAACGCGCUCAACAGUUUGUCUGAGAACCAGUCCCUCCUCAGAAUGCCUCCUUGGGUCAAUAUUUGGUUACUGGGAGCCAUUGUCCUUUCUCUCUCCCUCCACUUCUUAAUCCUUUAUGUCGAGCCAAUGCCACUGAUCUUCCAGGUGACCCCUCUCUGUUGGUCUCAGUGGAUGGUGGUCCUGAAAAUUUCAAUCCCUGUCAUCCUCCUGGAUGAGGCACUAAAAUUUAUAUCCAGACAUUAUCUUGAAGGUGAUGAAGAGACCAAGUACCGGAGGAGAUGGCAGAAGGAUUAAGUCGUCUCCCUCAAACACGCUUCGACACAGGCCUCUCUUCUUCUAUUUUUCAUCAUUCCCCACUCCUGCGUGUCGGUUGAACCACCACGACACAUUUAAGUGGCAUGCGUGCCUGAGAACCGACGUGCGAGAAAAAGAAGGCAGCUGCGAGCUUUUGGCUUAAAUGUGAGUGAAUGCACAAAACGGUUUGAAAUGUCUGCCAUUUUUUUUUUUUUUUAGUUCAGUACAGUGCAAACUUUGCGGUGCCUUCGCUGGACAAGGCAGGGUGGGUGUUAGAGAAGCCUAAAUGAGCACAGGGAUGGAUGGGCGAUUGCUGAUUGGUGGGAAAAAUGUGGCUCGUGGGCAGAACCGUGCGUGUUUGUGUGUCCACAAUAAUCUGGUGGUACUGCCCAAGCUUCUGCAAAUCUCUUUUCUAUCUAGCAGUAAUGAUCAUCACAGUAAAGCUUCCUUGUCAUUCUUCAUCAUUGCAAUCAUUACCAAAAUUUUGCAGAGAUCUGACGCCAUUUGUCUUUAGCACUGAGAUGAUCCAGCUGAAGGUGUGAAUAGCUUCACUGCUUUAUUGGCGGGCCCAUCUUAAAAAUAGCACACUGUAGUUUUUUUGCAAGUGGUGUAUAUAAACUUUUUAUUUUAUUUAUACUACAAGCUGGUAGAUGUUACAGAGUCCAACAAUAUAAGUUAAAGAAUGGCAAGUGGACUGCUCGAAAUAAUGAUUGACUCACGCCAUGCCUUAUAGAGCCAGCCCCACCGCACCUCCACUUUGAGCAAGUGGUGAAAAUGAAUGUCUUGCCAGCACUCUAAUUGUGGGUUUUUGUUUUUUUUACUCGCCGCAACCUUUAGUGUGCACCCCAAAAGUGAGGUGUUGGUCGUGAGGGUGUCUAAGAAGCUUUUUGUGCACACUGCUCUUUCGCUUGUUCUCGGUCUUUUAGCAAUUGAUCUAAUUAAAUAAUGUGUUUGACUGAACGAGCACGUGGGGUUAACAUUGUGUCUUUUAGCUCUUAAUUAUUAAUUUCAUUUCGGGUCCAGGUGAUUGCGUGUCUUUUUUUUUUUUUUUUAAACAUCUUUGGCCCAAUUGCCGAAUAGUACCUGGAAAAAAAAAAAUGUCAAGGACGGGGAAAGUGUUCCCAAUGAAUUUUUACAUCUGUUAAAAAAAAAAAAAUAGCGUCAAGUUUUCAACAAGAAAAAGCGAAAGUCUCGAUGGAGGUCUUUCCAUGCUUCUCAACUACUGACUCCUCAUUUCUGUACAGAAGAUGAAUAUAUGAUUGCAUGGAAUCAUGUUACUGUAAUAAUAACAAUCCAUACAGUAUGCUAUACAGCAUCUAGAUUAUUUGGGGGGGAUAUUAAUGAAGUUUUUUUUCUCUUUUCGGCACUUCUUACUUUUUUGUAGACUAGAGGUUUCUUUUGUCAUUUCCGUUUGGUUUUUACAUUUACUUGCGGGGGUUGAUGUGUGACAGAAUACGGUAUGGAUAGCAUUUGAGAAUCAUGACCUAACUUGAUGAUGAUGCUGUUCGUUUCAGUUUGCUAGUUUGAGGUCAGUCAAAAAUUUAUGUGAACUGAACUGUGGUUUACACUGAGCGAGAAAUAGUGGUGGAUCUUGGCUCGUGAUGUUUUACGGCUGUACAGUGAAGGGCUUAGUAGGAUGGACGCAGGCUCUAGAGACUCGACUGUCCUCCGAAUUUAGACUCACCCAGCAUCUUGGAUAAGCUUGUUUUCUAACAGCAGGGGGCGAUGUGGUUAGUAUCGGAAGCAGUGAACGAUUGACAUUUUUUAAAGAAAAGUCUCUAGAGCCCGACUUUCACCUGAAAAAUGGAAAAUUGUCUGUAUUGCCUUGUUAAUAUUGAAUGUAGACACAUAAUUUUAUAAAUAACAAAGAUGUGGAAAUAAACAUUAUUUAUCUUCUUUA